Lycium barbarum (goji berry) is the source of this 828-nucleotide messenger RNA. RefSeq lists its product as uncharacterized. The transcript has 2 exons. The record is from RefSeq and is a predicted model, not a curated record. The coding region runs from base 1 to 828 and encodes 275 amino acids. Lineage: Eukaryota; Viridiplantae; Streptophyta; Magnoliopsida; Solanales; Solanaceae.
AUGGCUGACACCUCCAAGUUGCAUCCUGCGACUACCGUCACCAAUAUCAAAUCAUGCAUCCCUAUUGUGCUUGACUACGAAGGAAGCCAAUACAAUAACUGGGCUACCCUCUUCAAGCUCCAUUGUCGUGCAAACUUGGUCAUUGGCCACAUCCUACCUCCUGCCUCCCCCACCGUGCCACCACCGGCAACUGCAGUCGAAAAAUUUGCUGCUAAGGCCCUAUGGGAACGGCUAGAUGACAUUGACAACAAAUCGGCUAGGGCUCUUGCUCUUGAUGCAAAAUUCACAACCACAAAAUUGGUGGAUUUUCCGAAUAUGAAAGCAUACUGCACCAGGCUGAAAGUUCUUGCAGAAAAUCUCGCCAACGUCGGUCACAAAGUUUCCGAUGAACGACUUGUGCUUCGUCUUCUGCGAGGAUUGUCGGAGAAAUAUAAAACUUUUCGCACGACGGUGCAACACCGUACUCCUCUCCCAUCUUUUGACAUUGUCCGGUCAAUGCUUGAGCUUGAGGAGGAUAGCCAUGCCGAGGACGCCAUUCACGACUCCGACUCGAAUGCUGCUCUUGUUUCCCACAAUGUUACUCCUCAGAAUUUCUCAGGAAAUGGACAGCCCAAUAACUCUGCAAAUAAUUUCAACAAUCGUGGAAAUUCGCAGAAUCGUGGAAAGAAAAAUAACCGCGGUGGCAGCGGCGGCAACCGCAACAACUGCGGUGGCAGCGGCAAUGGACAAAGUAGCGGCGGGGGCAGCCGCACCAAUGCACAGGCAUACCAGCCCGUCGCGGCACAGCAGCAGGGACCCGCUACCCUGUCGUGGUAUUUUCCACCGUGA